Messenger RNA from Paramormyrops kingsleyae, 4308 nucleotides. Its product is annotated as nuclear receptor subfamily 4 group A member 1-like. NCBI's taxonomy places the organism in Eukaryota, Metazoa, Chordata, Actinopteri, Osteoglossiformes, Mormyridae. Gene Ontology annotation, biological process: regulation of transcription by RNA polymerase II; cellular response to corticotropin-releasing hormone stimulus. Gene Ontology annotation, cellular component: nucleus; transcription regulator complex. Gene Ontology annotation, molecular function: zinc ion binding; nuclear glucocorticoid receptor binding; RNA polymerase II cis-regulatory region sequence-specific DNA binding. The record is from RefSeq and is a predicted model, not a curated record.
UAAAAUUGACUGUAUAAAUAACGACGAAGCAGUCGAUCAAGGAGCGGCAGAGACGUCCGAAAGAUGUGAAAAAGGCUCUUCGGCUCUGGCUUACAAAUUGGAGUACAGAGAUAUUGCUUGAUAUUCUUGAAUAACAUCGGGUACAAACAGAAAUGCCCUGCGUCCAAUCCCAGUAUGGAAUUCUGCCCAAUGAAAACAACUGCUACAACCCAGAAUUCCUGAGCCCAGACCUUACUGCUAAGCUGGUCAUGGAUACAAGCGGGCAGCAGGACCGCCUUUCAGGUCUGCCCUUACCCAGCAUCAACACUCUGAUGGGCAGCUACUCCGGAGAGUUUGACGCCUACUCAUGCCACAUUGCCACUUCCGUUGCUUCCACCUCCACUGGGGCAAACUCUGGUCAGCAGUCACCCUUCAAGCUGGACGACUUUGAGGUGUAUGGAUGCUACCCUGGCACGUUCGCCCUGAGCUACCUUGACGAGACGCUGUCAUCGUGCGGUUCGGACUACUACGGAAGUCCCGCUUCGGCGUCCUCGCCCUCGGCGCAGGGCUUUCAGACGCAGCCUGUGUCCACGUGGGAGACACCGUUCAGCCCCUACUCACCAGCUCCUGGAUGCUGGGUGACCGACAAAGUGACCUUGCCACAGCCACCCUCCUUCUUCACUUUCUCCCCUCCGCUGGAGUUGUCAUCUCCCCUGGAACAGCAGUCAUCGCACCUGCAGGAGCAGGACCCUUUUGGUCAGCCUCAGCCCCAGCAGCACCAUGUCCCGUUGCACUUAGCUCCAGUGCCUAUGGAUCAGGGUUGCCUAGACAACCCAGUGCUGGCAGAGAGGCCCGGGUCCUCCCCCAAAAACCAGAGUCCCACAACCAAUGAGGGUCGCUGUGCCGUGUGCGGGGACAACGCGUCAUGUCAGCACUACGGCGUUCGUACCUGUGAGGGGUGCAAAGGCUUCUUCAAGCGGACUGUACAGAAGAAUGCUAAAUACGUGUGCUUAGCCAACAAAGACUGCCCAGUUGAUAAACGUAGGCGGAACCGUUGCCAAUUCUGCCGUUUCCAGAAGUGCCUGGCCGUGGGGAUGGUGAAAGAAGUCGUGCGGACUGACAGCUUGAAAGGUCGCAGGGGUCGCCUACCCUCCAAGCCCAAGAAUAUUCAAGACUCUGCAUCCGCACCGACGACUACCAUCGAUAUCAUUUCAUCUCUUGUUAGGGCGCACAUCGACUCCAACCCAGCUGCUGGAAAACUGGACUACUCUCAGUUCCAGGAGGCAGUGGCCAACCUGUCUGAGAAACACAAUGCCAGAGAUGUCCAACAGUUUUACGACUUGUUAACACAUACUAUGAAGGUGAUCCGGAAAUGGGCAGAGGGCAUCCCUGGAUUCACGGCCUUCUGCCCUGAAGACCAGGAGCUCCUCCUGGAAUCUGCCUUUGUGGAACUUUUCAUCCUACGCCUUGCAUACAGGUCGAGCCCAGAAAAGGACCAACUGAUCUUCUGCAAUGGGGUAGUGCUCCAUCGCAUGCAGUGCAUGCGAAGCUUUGGUGACUGGAUAGACUCCAUCAUGGACUUCUCACAGAGCCUUCACCGCAUGAAUCUGGAUGUUUCCUCCUUUUCCUGCCUGGCGGCUCUAGUCAUCAUUGCAGACCGUUACGGACUCAAGGAACCAAAGCGUGUGGAGGAGUUCCAGAACCACCUGAUUUCCAGUCUGAAGGAACACGUGGCCAGCAACGGCAUGGACUCCAGCCGACCCAACUACAUGUCAUGGCUUCUGGGGAGGCUCCCAGAGCUACGGACGCUGUGCACCCAGGGCCGCCAGCGAAUUUUCUACCUUAAGCUGGAAGACCUUGUUCCCCCACCGCCCAUCGUGGACAAGAUCUUCAUGGAUGCCCUGCCUUUCUGAACUUGAGGAAGAGGGUUCAUUGACAAUUGGGGUGACACUCGAUGGAGACAAAGAGAAAAUGAGACGCUUUUUCCACUGCCUGCAGGACGAUAUUUCCGGACCCUGGAUCCAUAUGCUUGGUAUCAUUUGGUCGCUUUGCACUGAUUGGUUAAUCCAGUCCCUCUGAUUCUGGCCCACAACUAAACACCACUUUCAGGAAAUAUGAGCUUUAUUGUUACACAUACGACUUACUGAAAUGGACUCUAUCCUUUUUGGAGAAAACAGGAUAGGAUAAUAUGCCAUUUCUGUACAAAUUAAUGUAUGUACAUUUUGAUGUGAUUUUAUGGCUGUGCAAAACCUGUAAUUGCACAGAGAAGAAUGAUACUGGAGAAAAAUGAAAACGAGGACCAUCUCUACAAAUACUGACAGUAUUAAUAUUAAUCAUGAUUUAAAGCCAAUGGUUUUCAAAGCCUUAGUACUGGUUGUAAGGGUUGAGAAUAAAGACCUACUGGAGGUACUGGUAGUGAUACCUGCAUAGUCAGCCCUUGCUUGCAAUGUCAGAUGGCUCUUUGCUUUUCCGCAUAUCAUACUUUGAGAUUAGCUUUCAAAGUAGCUGGAUACCUUAAGCAUUAAAAACAAAAUCAUGGACCAAAUGAGGCUAUUUUGUAAAAUGCUGAGCCUUGUUUUGUGAAUCAGCAGCACAUCUCAUUUAUAGGCCAUUUUGUGCAACAGAAUUUCUCAGAACAUAUCUAUAAAAAUAUAAUUAUCCUAAGCACUGCGUUCCUCAUUUUGUACUCACAAUACCUGUGCAGCAAUGACAUCACAGCUCUUUGUGAAUAGUGCCUUAUUCAAGGUUCUCCAUGCUACUGUCACUAAUUAUUAUCAUAGAUAAACACGCCCCCCGCCCAUUCAUUUUCUGACAAUCUGAUAGGUAUUAUUGGUUUGACUUUCCAUCUGUAGUCUAACUUUGCUUCUAACUUUGUCCAUAGCCAUGUCUAUAUAUUGGCAAACAACGGGAAGAGCUGUUGAUGUUGCUACUCUUGCCUGCGCACUGUACCCUCCAUACAAAAAUUAUGUACAUUUAUCAUGUAUUUUAAAAAGUGACUUUAUGGCUAAAUGCGUGACAAAUGUAUUAAGAUGAGCAGCUAUGGGUACUUUCUGCAGUUGAGGUGUUUUCAUUGCUAUUCAUUUCUUUUAUAUAUGUGUAUGUAUAUUAAUAGCAGAAAGACUUUAUAUUUGUGAAGUUUUUUUUUUUAGUUUUGUGGUUAUGUGAUAUUGAGAAAAGAUAUUUAAUAUAAAAAGUUUUCAAAUGACUGGCUACUAGUGUUGCCUUCGUGCUUUGGUUUAGACCUCAGUUGGAUCCCACAUAGAUGAAGGUAAUUCAACCUCACCUGGCAUGGGACUCGGUACAAAUACUGUGUCAUGAUUCCCCAGUUCUUGGACUGCAAUGACCUGUUCAUGUGGGACUGUGACACUAUGUUCCAAGUCUUCCUGGCCCAGGGCUAUGUCAAAUAAAAACAGUGCCGCUACAGUAAUAUGGUUAGACUUUCUUUAUUUUUUUUAGGUAUGAUUUAGGUUUUAGUUGGACUUGAAUGUGUGAAGAGGAGAACCUUGCAUCAGGAAUUUAAAACCACGAUUUACACCAGGAAAAAGAAGCCGAUGAAGCAGAAACGAACAUCUGUGUUCUGGGAGUUGUGGUCUGUAUAGUGAAUGUGGAUGUCAGAGUAUUGGCAUAUGAGCCCAGUGCAGUGAACAUAUGCUACACUGUAUCAUUAGGAUUUCAACCAUAAAUGCAGUCCAGUGCAGCUUACAGGUAUCACUAAGGUUUGGAUGGUAAUAAAAGCAUCUCCAAUUAUAAUAAAGAAAUAUAUAUAUAUAUAAAUAAAACGUUGACUACAAUAGAUGAAUGAAACUAAAUUUGAUACAAUUAACAAAAAAAUGGGAAAAAUAUUUUUAAAAAUAUAUAUUCACAUUUCACAGAUUGCUUAUUUGACAGUGUGUUAUAAACUGGAGUGCUAUUGUAACAAUAAAUUUGAAAAUUUGAGGAGUGAUAAGAAGAUUUUGAGAAAUUGUCCACUGGUUAUUUAGUGAGCAACAUGUGUUUUGUCAGUUGAUUCAACCAUUAUGUGAUGGAGGGAUGUGCUUUGGUUUUCUAGUAAGUGAUGUGAGAGAUGUGAAUUUCUGAGAUGCUGAAUUCCAACUAAGAGCUUUUCUUUGACAUCUUUGCAGAACUCAUAGCCUAGAUACCAUGAAGUUGUCAGUUGUCAGUGUAGUGUGCGGAUGUGUCUGAGUUAGGAAGUCCAGUUUGAGUUGAGUGAACUCUGGCUUAUCUUAUAUUGGAUUUGUUUUAGUUUAUACUUCUGCUGAUCUCAAGGUUUUUUCACCAUCCACGAAUUACUAAUCAAAUAAAACAUUUGUGGUUGUUGUUUGUCUUUGA